Molecule: messenger RNA, 2299 nt
Organism: Thunnus maccoyii (southern bluefin tuna)
Lineage: Eukaryota; Metazoa; Chordata; Actinopteri; Scombriformes; Scombridae
Gene: dlx2a
Product: distal-less homeobox 2a
Exons: 3
Coding region: 749-1579 (276 amino acids)
Biological process (GO): cell differentiation; negative regulation of transcription by RNA polymerase II; embryo development
Molecular function (GO): RNA polymerase II cis-regulatory region sequence-specific DNA binding; DNA-binding transcription factor activity, RNA polymerase II-specific
Source: RefSeq, a predicted model, not a curated record
CCCAUCUUUCCGACUCUGUUUUGUUACUUUCACUUAGUUGUCUGAGACGUUUAGAUCAAAAUGUAGUUUUAGAUUUUAUGCAGGCUCCUGUUUCCAACAAAGCUCCAACAAUAAACUAAAAAAACGCGUGAAAAUAUUCUACUGACAAGCGUAAAAAUACAAAAGAGGGGGGUAACCGUUAUGCCAUUGAAAACAAAUUUGUUGCACGGAUUUUAAUGGUGUUUGUCUGAUGUGAAACCUACACAUUAUCCAUAUGAAGUCACGUUUUUUCUCGCUCUACACGGCUAAUUACGCAAAGAGAUGAAUUACUGAGUUCGUGGGUUAGGACCGAACCUGUUGGGACAUACAGGUUUGGUCACGGUACCUUUCUCUUGAUUCUUUGGAGAUGCUUUGAUGUGAAACUCUGCAGACAACCGGGACCGACAGACCUGAACACAUAAUGGAGGGUGGACGCGGUGGGGAGUAGUCAGUCGUGCAGCCCUUAUUCAUUGGUUGCCUCAGACACAGUAGCUCUCCCUCUCACUCUCUCAUAAAUGCGCUCCCACCACCGAGAGAAGCAGAUAAUCACAGGCCACUGUGAGAAGGACACACCUUCCGCUGAUUUUUUGCCACAGUUUACACGGGGAUGCGUUUUGACUCACGUAAAGGUGUCAUCAGCACAAAAUCUGAGUCGUGUUUUCAGCUCGCUAUUUCGCAAUUUUGCAAAUUUUACGCGUAGGUUUAACGACUACUCCGCUCCAACCCGAAGAUGACUGGGGUUUUUGAGAACUUAAAUACUGAUAUGCAUUCGAACCAGAUUACCUCAAGCAAUUACCACAGCUUGCACAAAUCGCAGGAGUCCCCGACUCUGCCGGUGUCCACGGCGACGGACAGCAGCUAUUACAACAGCCAGCAGCCCGGCCACUGCGCGGGGUCUCCGUUUGGCCAACUUGGCGCUUACCAGUACCAUGCCAGCGCCACCAGCACCGUGCCAUAUAACGCAAAGUCAUACGACCUUGGCUUCAACUCAUCGUACGGUGCAUACAGCUCUUACGGCUCCAACCCCUCUCCUACUCCAGCCGAUACAGAGAAAGAAGAGAGCGAGCCAGAAAUCCGGUUGGUUAAUGGAAAACCAAAGAAGGUCAGGAAACCUCGAACCAUUUAUUCCAGCUUCCAACUGGCUGCACUUCAGCGGAGGUUUCAAAAGACGCAGUAUUUGGCUCUACCAGAACGGGCCGAGCUGGCAGCCUCACUGGGCCUUACGCAAACACAGGUCAAAAUCUGGUUCCAAAACCGCCGCUCCAAGUUCAAAAAGCUGUGGAAAAGUGGAGAAAUCCCCCCAGACCAACAUGUUGCGACCAGUGAAUCACCCCCCUGCACGUCUCCACCAACUACUGCCUGGGACUUUCCACAGACUCAAAGAAUGAACAAUGUCAACUCCAGUUUACCUCAGAGCAGCAGCCCUCCCAACACGACUGCGCCUUCAUCGUUUUUGGCAAACUACUCCUGGUACUCAACCACGAACUCUACGACGCAUCUGCAGCCUCCUCUGCUCCAGCACCACCACAACUCCGCCAUAAGUGCGGGGACGAUAUUCUAAGAAAAAAACAAAACAAAACAAACAAAAACAAACAACAAACAUCGGGUAAAAAUCGGACAAUACUGGUGAAAAAAGAAAAAUGCCAAUACCUUCAUUUUACAGACCUCGUGUGUGCGCCAUGUGAACUUUACACGCAAGCAUCUAGGAGAAGUUAAUGGAGCCAGACAGGUUCAUGGACCUUGCCAGUUGUCGCGCUGGCAAAAAAUGUUAGACACAGAUUUCUACAGUUAUUUUUGUAUUUAUUUAUUUUGAUUAUGUCGAGGGAUGAAUGAACCACUAUUACCCAAAGCAAUCACAGCCUGGGCGCAAAGCCUUCUUUAACGCGGACGUCACUUUUUUGCCAUUCCUGCGAAACAAAAACCUUCACAGCAGGACAAACCUGUCACAGAUGUAGCACAAGUUAACUGUAUCGUGCCUUUUUCAAUAUGACCUCAUUUUGUUGUGAUUUAAAAAAAAAAAAGAAGAAGAAAGAACAGCUUACCUUUAUCCAUUCCUCAUGUCAUUAGCUGUUUUGAAUAUAUUGGGGGGUAAGUGUCUGAAUCCACGUUUGUAAAUAUUUUACCACAGCUUUUUAAUAGCUCAUGUCGUUUUGACUUUUUUUUAGGCUAUUGGUGCAAAUCCAUUAACCACCGUAAGCUACUGAUUGUCCUACCCUCUGAUUUACUUGUAUCACAAUUUAUUGUAUUUUUGUCUUAUUUAUUUUAGCAGUGUUUCAUAUAU